This is a messenger RNA of Homo sapiens (human), 3981 nucleotides long. RefSeq lists its product as uncharacterized. The record is from RefSeq and is a predicted model, not a curated record. The coding region runs from base 1159 to 2883 and encodes 574 amino acids. The transcript has a single exon. NCBI's taxonomy places the organism in Eukaryota, Metazoa, Chordata, Mammalia, Primates, Hominidae.
GAUUUUUUAAUAUAUUUUAGACCUAUGUAUGCUAGUUAUUAAUGUUUAGCCUGAUUAUAAGUAACUUCUGAAUUUGAAAGAAAUUGAGACAUGUAUUUUGAAUCAUAAUAUCCUUGUGUAAGAUUUGUUGUAUGUGAAGAAAAAUCUAGAUUUUUGUAUAUUGUUUUGCUAAAGUAUAUUUCAGUGUGUGCAGGCAAAGUCAUAUUUUUUCUGAAAUAAGAUGGUUAACUGCUUAAUGUUGCAUUAUCAAGAUUAUUUUAUAUCAUCACAGAAUUGUAUUCAAACCUGUUCAUAAUACUGUGCUUCAGUUUUCAGAACUUCCUCCUACAGGGAUAAUCAUCCCUCAAUAUCCAUGAGAGGGUAGUUCCAGGACCCCACCAAGGAUACCAAAAUCCACAGAUGCUGAAAUUUCUUAUAUAAAAUUGAAUAGUCUAUGCAUCAAUAAAUCCUCUGUAUGCUUUAAAUUAGUGGUCCCCAACCUUUUCAGCACCAGGAACCAGUUUUAUGGAAGACAAUUUUUCCAUGGACCAAGGUUCAGUGGGCUUGGUUUUGGGAUGAAACUGUUCCACCUCAGAUCAUCAGGCAUUAGAUUCUCAUGAGGAGUGUGCAACCUAGGUCCCUUGCGUGUGCAGUUCACAAUAGGGCUCUUGCUCCUGUGAGAAUCUAAUGCUGCUGCUGAUCUGACAGGAGGCGGAGCUCAGGAGGUCAUGCUCGCUUGCCCUCCCCUCCCCUCCUGCUGUGCAGCGCCAUUCUUGAAAGGCCCGGGGUUAGGGACCUCUGCUUUAAAUCAUCUCUAGUUGAUUUAUAGUACUUAAUACAAUGCAAAUGCUAUCUAAAUAGUUAUACUGUCUUUUUUUAUUUUUGUUUUAUUCUUAUUUUUAUUUUUUUUCUGAAUAUUUUCUCUCAAUGCUUGGUUGAAUCCCCAUCUAUGGAACCCGUGGAUACAGAGGGCCAGCUGUAGUUAUAUUACACAUAAUUAUUGGAUAUAAUUCAUACAGUUAAAAAAUUUAAGAGGGAAAAGUGAAUAGAAGUAAAAGCAUUACAAAAGAAGAAGUUUAGAUCAGUGUACGAAGAAGCUAUAAGAAAAACAUCAAAGGUCCAACGUGGAGAUUGUCAGGGCUGCUGGCGGUGUGGAGAGUGACUGAAGGUGCAAGCUGCAUGUCGGGGGAGCUGGCGGUGUGCAGAGUGACUGAAGGUGCAAGCUGCAUGUCGGAGCUGGCGGUGUGGAGAGUGACUGAAGGUGCAAGCUGCAUGUCGGGGGAGCCGGCGGUGUGCAGAGUGACUGAAGGUGCAGGCUGCAUGUCGGAGCUGGCGGUGUGCAGAGUGACUGAAGGUGCAAGCUGCAUGUCGGGGGAGCUGGCAGUGUGGAGAGUGACUGAAGGUGCAAGCUGCAUGUCGGGGGAGCUGGCGGUGUGCAGAGUGACUGAAGGUCCAGGCUGCAUGUCGGGGUUGCUGGCGGUGUGCAGAGUGACUGAAGGUGCAGGCUGCAUGUCGGGGGAGCUGGCGGUGUGCAGAGUGACUGAAGGUGCAAGCUGCAUGUCGGGGGAGCUGGCGGUGUGCAGAGUGACUGAAGGUGCAGGCUGCAUGUCGGGGCUGCUGGCGGUGUGCAGAGUGACUGAAGGUGCAGGCUGCAUGUCGGGGGAGCUGGCGGUGUGCAGAGUGACUGAAGGUGCAAGCUGCAUGUCAGGGGAGCUGCCGGUGUGGAGAGUGACUGAAGGUGCAGGCUGCAUGUCGGGGGAGCUGGCGGUGUGCAGAGUGACUGAAGGUGCAGGCUGCAUGUCGGGGGAGCUGGCGGUGUGCAGAGUGACUGAAGGUGCAGGCUGCAUGUCGGGGGAGCUGGCGGUGUGCAGAGUGACUGAAGGUGCAGGCUGCAUGUCGGGGGAGCUGACGGUGUGCAGAGUGACUGAAGGUGCAGGCUGCAUGUCGGGGGAGCUGGCGGUGUGGAGAGUGACUGAAGGUGCAGGCUGCAUGUCGGGGGAGCUGGCGGUGUGCAGAGUGACUGAAGGUGCAGGCUGCAUGUCGGGGGAGCUGGCGGUGUGGAGAGUGACUGAAGGUGCAGGCUGCAUGUCGGGGGAGCUGGCGGUGUGCAGAGUGACUGAAGGUGCAAGCUGCAUGUCAGGGGAGCUGCCGGUGUGGAGAGUGACUGAAGGUGCAAGCUGCAUGUCGGGGGAGCUGGCGGUGUGCAGAGUGACUGAAGGUGCGGGCUGCAUGUCGGGGGAGCUGGCAGUGUGCAGAGUGACUGAAGGUGCGGGCUGCAUGUCGGGGGAGCUGGCGGUGUGCAGAGUGACUGAAGGUGCGGGCUGCAUGUCGGGGGAGCUGGCGGUGUGCAGAGUGACUGAAGGUGCGGGCUGCAUGUCGGGGGAGCUGGCGGUGUGCAGAGUGACUGAAGGUGCGGGCUGCAUGUCGGGGGAGCUGGCGGUGUGCACAGUGACUGAAGGUGCAAGCUGCAUGUCGGGGGAGCUGGCGGUGUGCAGAGUGACUGAAGGUGCACGCUGCAUGUCGGGGGAGCCGGCGGUGUGGAGAGUGACUGAAGGUGCAGGCUGCAUGUCGGGGGAGCUGGCGGUGUGGAGAGUGACCGAAGGUGCAGGCUGCAUGUCGGGGGAGCUGGCGGUGUGGAGAGUGACUGAAGGUGCAGGCUGCAUGUCGGGGGAGCUGGCGGUGUGCACAGUGACUGAAGGUGCAAGCUGCAUGUCGGGGGAGCUGGCGGUGUGCAGAGUGACUGAAGGUCCAUGCUGCGUGUCGGGGGAGCUGGCGGUGUGCAGAGUGACUGAAGGUCCAUGCUGCAUAUCGGGGGAGUGCAUUCGGAGUGUUCUCAUCUGUCUCAUCCCUGACCACGUGAGUACGCAGGACACCUGUGUCUGUGUUAAGGGAGUUCGUUCCUAAGUGCUCUCAUCUGCCUACUUCCAUGACUGUGUGAGUAAAAAGGGCUCAGGUCACACACAAGAAGGAAGAAAUUGGAAACCCAGGAACACAUAUCAGAGGAAACCAACUGAAAACAAAUAAUAAAAUGCAGACGUACGUUCUAAUGGUCUAAAUACGAGACAGAAUGGAUAAAAAACAAAAAAACCAAGACGCAUUUCUAUGUUGUGUGCACGAAAGUCUCUUCAAAUACAGUGACAUAGAUAGGAUGAAAGUAAAAGGAUAGAAAAAUAGAUACAAUGUAAAAUUAAACAAAAGUAGUAGGAGCUAUGUUAAUGUCCAAGAAAGUGUACUUCAGAGUGAAGAAAAUUAACACAGACAAAAAGAGAUGUUAUACAACAAUAAUAGGAUUAAUCCAUCAGGAAGAUACAAUGAUCAUAAAUUGUUACUCACCAAACAACAGUUCCAUAAAAUUCGUGAAUCAACAAGUGUCAGAGCUGAAAAAAGUAGGCAAGUCCAGUUACAAGUGGUUACUUCAGCACCACCCUUCAGGCAUUGGAUAAAAGUAGGGGAUAGACGCUCCGCAGUGAUGUGGAAGAUUUGCAUAGGCAGCAGGAGUUGCCUAGCAUGCAUAGACCACCGUACCUGUCAGUAGGAGAGAACACAUUUAUUUCAAGUGUCUAUAGAACAUUCACCAAGAUAAGCCAUUUUCUGUACCAUAAACCUCAACAAAUUGAAAAGAAUUGAAAUCACACAGAGUGUGUUCUCUCACUGUAAUAGAAUUGUUAAAAAUCAGUAACCAAGGCAGCAGGAAAACUCUAAAACGUGGAAAGUGAACAGCACACUUUGAAUUAAUUUAUAGGAUAGGUAGUCUCAAGGAAACAAUACAUACAGCUGAAUAAAAGUGAAAAUUCUGCAUUCUGGAAUAAGUGGGAUGCGUGUAAGGGCACUGCUGGGAGGAAUUCUGUAGCAUGAAACUCCUGUGGGGAAACAAGCAGAGGUCUUGGGUCAGUAAUCUAAACCCCUACUGCAAGAAAUUAGGAGAAGACAGCAAAGUUAAACCAAGGCAAGCAGAAGGAAGGGAAUAAUAAAGAUACAAGUAGAAGUCAGUAAAAUGGAAAA